GUUUUGUGUCUCUCUCAUUCUUCACCAGCUCAGCACGCAGAGGAGCAGAAGCCUAAGCCUUGGCUCUUCGUCUUGAAACUAAUUGCAUUCAACUUAUCAUUUUCUUUUUACUUUUUUUUCCUUGCUUUCGUUUUUAUAAUUAAAUGGAAAUGAAAGAGUGAAAGAAAUUGAGUUUAUUUUCGCUUACCAUUCCUCAAGCCAAAGUUUUUGUCUUCCGUUCUGUCGUUGCUCGUUAGAAUUAUGGCGAGAGGGUUGAAGAAACACUUGAAGAGGCUCAAUGCUCCAAAACACUGGAUGCUUGACAAGCUUGGUGGGGCCUUUGCACCGAAGCCAUCAUCUGGACCCCACAAGUCCAGGGAGUGUCUUCCUUUGAUCCUCAUCCUACGGAACAGGCUAAAGUAUGCUCUAACAUAUAGAGAAGUUAUUGCCAUCUUGAUGCAGCGCCAUGUUCUUGUUGAUGGCAAGGUUAGGACAGACAAGACAUACCCUGCUGGUUUCAUGGAUGUUGUUUCUAUUCCCAAAACAAACGAAAAUUUCCGUCUACUGUAUGACACAAAAGGUCGAUUCCGUCUCCACUCUGUAAGGGACGAAGAGUCAAAGUUUAAGCUCUGCAAGGUUCGAUCUGUUCAAUUUGGGCAAAAGGGCAUCCCUUAUUUGAACACAUAUGACGGCCGUACCAUCCGCUAUCCUGACCCACUAAUCAAGGCCAAUGACACCAUCAAGCUGGACCUUGAAAGCAACAAGAUCACUGAUUUCAUUAAAUUCGAUGUGGGGAAUGUUGUUAUGGUCACGGGCGGAAGGAACAGAGGCCGGGUCGGUGUCAUCAAGAACAGAGAAAAGCACAAGGGAAGCUUUGAGACCAUCCAUGUCCAGGAUGCAACUGGUCAUGAGUUUGCAACUCGUAUGGGUAAUGUCUUCAUUAUUGGCAAAGGAACAAAGCCUUGGGUGUCUCUUCCCAAAGGCAAGGGUAUCAAGUUGUCUAUCAUUGAGGAGGCUAGAAAGAGGCUUGCUGCACAAAAGGAAACUGUUGCCUAAAUUUGAUUAAAUGAUUUGGUGGUAAAGUUUAGCUAUUUUAUCUCUUCGGCUGUCUGAGCAUAGGAUUUUUGGUGAAAUGACUGAGCAUAGUUGUGUCAAACAUAAUAUUACAAUUUUGAGCUGUUGAUUUCAGUUUUCAUUACCUUAUGAUUAUUAAUAUUAUGGUGACAUUGAUUUUUUUAGGGGGUAAAAAUUACUUUACUUCCCUAAUCUUUUACUUUAGUUGCAA
Molecule: messenger RNA, 1264 nt
Organism: Glycine soja
Lineage: Eukaryota; Viridiplantae; Streptophyta; Magnoliopsida; Fabales; Fabaceae
Product: 40S ribosomal protein S4-like
Exons: 5
Coding region: 241-1035 (264 amino acids)
Biological process (GO): translation
Cellular component (GO): cytosolic small ribosomal subunit; ribosome
Molecular function (GO): RNA binding; structural constituent of ribosome
Source: RefSeq, a predicted model, not a curated record